This is a messenger RNA of Penicillium bovifimosum, 1329 nucleotides long. RefSeq lists its product as uncharacterized. The record is from RefSeq and is a predicted model, not a curated record. Bases 1 to 1329 code for a protein of 442 amino acids. The transcript has 2 exons. Lineage: Eukaryota; Fungi; Ascomycota; Eurotiomycetes; Eurotiales; Aspergillaceae.
AUGCUUUACCAGAGAACCUUACCUCUUCUCUACCGUCUAGUACGCCUUGCCAACUCGGAAAGCGGGGCUCGUCUUGCUGUUGCGAUAGAACAACACCCAGAGUUGGCAGAACUCAUCCAUGAAAUUCGACACAAGGCAGACGGUGGCUCAGAAUCGUCCUCUGGACGUCAUCUGAAAUUUUACAAAAUGGCAGCUGGUUUGCCGAAUUUGGAGACGCUGAUUUUGAGGACAAACCCCAGACCUCAUAAGUUCAAUAGGUUCGCCGUCGAUAAUUCCCUAACGGCGCAAUGGGCACGUCAGGUGGCCAGAGAAGUCCAGACUGUCAAACAAUUCCGCAACUUGGGGUUUGGACCUCCAGGACAGUCACAAUUCAGUCCUCCAGAUACCGGAAUGGUUCCUUUGGGGCUCGAGCGUGGCGACGAAACCCUGUUCGGGCAUGCACUUCGCCAAAACCCGCCUGGACUGUCCGCACUGCAUCUACGGGUGCUCUGUAUCACUGGAGCUAAAUUCCAACAGGUUGACAAUGCCUCUUGGCCUUUGCGACACACCGACACGCCGCUUGAAGACUUGACUCUCUUGAACUGCAUCAUAAAGGAUACAGAACUGAUGGACUUGCUCAACAUCCCGCAAGCCUUGAAGCGGUUUACUUUUAGGGGGAACAGAGUCAUGGACUCGGAUGACGAGCCAGAACCUGUCUAUCUUUGGGCGCUGUUCAAGCAUCGGGAUUCACUGGAGUACGUAGAUUACGAUCUCUACUGCGGCGGUCAUGAUUACGCAAACUUCUAUGGCUUCACCAAACUCAAGCAUCUCACCAUCACGAUCAGCUCACUGGCAGGCUCAGAGUGCAUUGAGUUGGACCCCGCCGUGAAUGAGCUUCUGCCACCGAGUCUUGAGAGUCUCACAAUACGUUAUGACCAGGUGAAGUCCUGGGUGCCUUCAUAUAUCUACGGAGGUUUGCAGAACGGCUGGCUCCCGAACCUGCGUCUCUUCACCUGCGAGGUAGCGAAUGUUUUUGGUCGGCUUCGGCACGGCCCGCCUGCCGGGCAAGUCUGGCAGGAGAUCAACACCUGGCAAAGCCGGUUCAAGAAGUUCAAUGUGGAGCUGCGCACGGAAAUUGUGCAGAUUUCGAUGUGGGUGGCCAAGCUACCCAAAUACGAGGUGUGUGCCUGCGAACGGCUGCCGUUCUUCCACGGCAUGUUCCGCGAUCCCGAAGCCAGAUACAAGGCAAUUGAGGGAGAGUGUGGCAUAUUUGACGAGCGGCCCUAUGAUGUCUGGCCCCACCCCCACGAUUAUGAUGACGUGGGCGACUACAUUACAUAUCUUCCCUAG